Messenger RNA from Neomonachus schauinslandi (Hawaiian monk seal), 1044 nucleotides. It is a transcript of the gene ERFE, whose product is annotated as erythroferrone. Gene Ontology annotation, molecular function: hormone activity. The coding region runs from base 1 to 1044 and encodes 347 amino acids. The transcript has 8 exons. The record is from RefSeq and is a predicted model, not a curated record. NCBI's taxonomy places the organism in Eukaryota, Metazoa, Chordata, Mammalia, Carnivora, Phocidae. Gene Ontology annotation, biological process: negative regulation of gluconeogenesis; positive regulation of D-glucose import across plasma membrane; positive regulation of insulin receptor signaling pathway.
AUGGCCCCCGCCCGCCGCCCCGCCGGGGCCCGCCUGCUGCUCGUCUGUGCUGGCCUGCUGGCCGCCGCCGCAGGCCUCGGCUCUCCGGAGCCCCGCGAGCCCGCGGACAGCCGCGCCCGCCAGGAGCCGGGCCCCGGGAACGAGCUGCCCGCGGGCCCCGGGGAGAGCCGCGCCGGGCCGCCCGCCCGCCCGUCGGAGCCCACCACCGAGGGAGCACGUAACUUCGACCCCAGGGAUGCCUGGAUGCUCUUCAUCAGGCAGAGUGACAAAGGUGUCAACGGCAAGAGGGGAGGCAGAGGCAAGGCCAGGAAGCUGAAGCUUGGCCUGCCAGGGCCCCCAGGGCCCCCCGGCCCCCAGGGCCCCCCUGGUCCCAUCGUCCCUCCUGAGGUACUGCUGAAGGAGUUCCAGCUGCUGCUGAAAGGCGCGGUGCGGCAGCGCGAGCGCACGGAGCCCGAGCCCUGCACGCGCGGCCCCGCCGACGGCCCCGCCGCCAUCCGGGAGAACGAGGAGGCGGCGGCGGGGGACGCGGGCGUGCUGGCGCUGUUGGCGGCGCCCCUGGCCCCGGGCCCGCGGGCGCCGCGCGUCGAGGCCGCCUUCCACGGCCGCCUGCGCCGGGACGCGUCGGUGGAGCGGCGCGCGCUGCACGAGCUGGGCGGCUACUACCUGCCCGACGCCGAGGGCGCCUUCCGCCGCGGCCCCGGCCUGAACCUGACCAGCGGCCAGUACACGGCGCCCGUCGCCGGUUUCUACGCGCUCGCCGCCACGCUGCACGCGGCGCUCGCCGAGCAGCCCAGGCGGGGGCCGCCGCGCCCCCGGGACCGCCUGCGCCUGCUCAUCUGCAUCCAGUCCCGGUGCCAGCGGAACGCCUCCCUGGAGGCUGUCAUGGGCCUGGAGGGCAGCAGUGAGCUCUUCACCAUCUCGGUCAAUGGUGUUCUGUACCUGCAGACGGGCCAGUACACCUCUGUCUUCCUGGACAACGCCAGUGGCUCAGCCCUCACGGUGCACAGCGGCUCCCACUUCAGCGCCGUCCUCCUUGGCGUGUGA